Messenger RNA from Andrographis paniculata, 1384 nucleotides. Its product is annotated as S-adenosylmethionine carrier 1, chloroplastic/mitochondrial. Gene Ontology annotation, cellular component: mitochondrial inner membrane. The transcript is spliced from 13 exons. Gene Ontology annotation, biological process: transmembrane transport. Gene Ontology annotation, molecular function: S-adenosyl-L-methionine transmembrane transporter activity. The coding region runs from base 180 to 1136 and encodes 318 amino acids. The record is from RefSeq and is a predicted model, not a curated record. NCBI's taxonomy places the organism in Eukaryota, Viridiplantae, Streptophyta, Magnoliopsida, Lamiales, Acanthaceae.
AACCAUACACAAACUAUACUGGACGGGUAUAUCUUCCACAACGCAUUCUGGCAUUUCAUAGAGUCAGCCACAGCCUCAGCCCCUCCCUGCAUUUGGUGGUUAUUGGCAGACUAAGAGAGAGAGAGGCUCGCGCACCGCGCUCCACCCAACCACACUGCCAAUCAUCGCUGUAGCUGCGAAUGGGUCCGCUAGCUGUUGAUGCAAAGAGCUCUUCCUCAGAUGCAUCUAAUUGGAAAAUGCAAGAGUGGCAGUUGGACCCCCAAAAGUUGUAUGCCUCAGUAAGCAUGCAGAAGGAAAAGCCGCUGGACUUUCUUCGAAUAAUAUUUGAGGGUUUCAUAGCAGGUGCGACAGCAGGUGUUGUAGUUGAAACAGCUUUGUAUCCUAUAGAUACAAUAAAGACACGAUUGCAGGCAGCUCGUGGGGGUGGCCAGAUAAUUCUCAAAGGGCUAUACUCUGGUCUUUCUGGAAAUCUUGCUGGAGUCUUGCCGGCAUCUGCUGUCUUUGUUGGUGUUUAUGAACCUGCAAAGCAAAAACUCUUAAGGAGUUUUCCGGAAAAUCUCAGUGCUGUGGCUCAUCUGACUGCAGGUGCCCUUGGAGGGAUUGCAGCUUCUUUUAUUCGUGUCCCUACAGAGGUUGUUAAGCAACGGAUGCAGACGGGGCAAUUUGCUUCUGCCCCAGAUGCUGUUAGGCUUAUAGCUUCAAAAGAAGGCUUCAGAGGUCUUUAUGCAGGAUAUGGAUCAUUUUUGCUGAGAGAUUUGCCAUUUGAUGCAAUCCAAUUUUGCCUCUAUGAACAACUUCGAAUAGGCUAUAAACUGGCAGCAAAGAGAGAUCUGAAUGAUCCUGAAAAUGCUAUAAUCGGUGCUUUUGCUGGUGCUCUGACGGGUGCCAUAACGACUCCUCUGGACGUGAUAAAAACUAGGCUGAUGAUUCAGGGAUCAGCAAACCAAUAUAAAAGCAUCUUUAACUGCGUGGAGACUAUAGUCAGAGAAGAAGGCCCCAAAGCCCUACUCAAGGGAAUCGGGCCAAGAGUCCUGUGGAUAGGCAUUGGGGGUUCAAUAUUCUUUGGUGUCCUUGAAAGCACCAAGCGCUUUCUUGCCGAGAGGCGUCCCGACCAUUUGAAACCAAAACCGGAGUAGACUACUCUUUUGGACUAACACCAUGAAGGAACCAAACCUAACGUCUUGCUUUACAAAGGUAGAGUUCCAUUUUAAAUCCUUGUUUGUAUGAGAGAGAGAGAGAGAGAGAGAGAGAGAGAGAGAGUAUUUGAUUACUGCAGCAACAAGCAUGAGAUACAAGUUUUGGUAGAAAAACAAUAUCCCAAAUACAUCCAUUUAAUGACAAUUCCCAGAAAAAAAAUGAGGACUUGUGCUUGCUUGUUUUGUGA